Eimeria mitis is the source of this 1743-nucleotide messenger RNA. RefSeq lists its product as uncharacterized. The coding region runs from base 1 to 1743 and encodes 580 amino acids. The record is from RefSeq and is a predicted model, not a curated record. NCBI's taxonomy places the organism in Eukaryota, Apicomplexa, Conoidasida, Eucoccidiorida, Eimeriidae. The transcript has 7 exons. Gene Ontology annotation, molecular function: protein binding.
AUGCAGAGUGCUGUCGUCUCUAGCAGCAGAAUCAUCGCGGAUGUUCUUCCUGAUAUUAUCUGUAUCACUCAGGGAGAGGAUGCGACGAGGACAGCGCAAUACUGGGAUUUGGUGCACGCAAGGGGCCGCGUUGCGUACUUCAUUUCAACCCGGUCCCUGCAGAAGGUGCUCAAGCCCAUUGUGAAGCUAGGCUCAGCUGAUGCAGCUGCUCAGGUGCUGCUAGAAGACGCGCAUAUUGCUGCGUUAAGGGCACAUGAACCAUGCGGCGAACUGAAGCAGCAGCAGCAGCAGCGGCAGAGGCAACCACAGAGGAGACAUGUUGCACGACCGCCUAUUCCCCUAUCUCACACCCUUUUAGAGUUGAUGUGUGGCUCGCGUCCAACCCACCUGCGGCUGCUCCAGAAUGGCGCGGUGACUGCUUAUGUGGGAAUCGACGUCUCCCAGCGGGCGCUGCACUUGGCCCGGGAGGCCUGCAGACGGCAACUCUCUGCAGGAGAGCCCCCGAACAGCGGUGCCUCAUUCGCAGGAGCCGCUCAAGAAUCAGCUGCAAGAGCAUCUGCAGCAGGACCUCUAGCAAAAACCGCGGCUUGCGUGCAUGAGGUCCUGGGAAGCUGCACAUUGCUGCGUCAUGACUGCCGCAUGUUAAGCGAGGAGUUGCCCUUGCUGCAGUCACGAUUUAUUUUGCUGGUUGCAGGGCUCGACGAUAUCAUAGCACGCAGCACUACAGACAACACAGACGCCCGAGGGCCUUGCGACGAGGCUCUCCUCCAGGUGCUCCACUCCGCCGCAUUCGCGCUGCCUGUGGGCGGCACUUUGCUGCUGCUAGAGCCCAUGAAGCACUUCCCCGAGCUGUUGCUUAGCUUAUACAAGGCGUUGCAGCAUCCUGUGCUAUGCUGCCGUCUGCUGCUAUGCGAGGCAGCGGAGCUCGUGGGGCCAUCGCGAGAUGUUUUCCUACUGCGCCUGCGAAGGCAUACGGAUGCCUCAGAGUGUAUGCGGGCUCUUGAAAAGUUCCACGCUACUGAUGUUGCUAGACUCGCAACAAGGAAGCCUUUUCGCCGCGGUCUCCAAGGGGCCCUUGAGGCUCCGCAGGCAGUGCAGCACGCGAUGCCCCUGUGUUACCGUCUUUCCCUGGUCCAACAGGCAAAAGAAUUGUCAUUUCUUCUCUGUCAGGUUCAGGAUAUAGAGGGAGCCACAAUGAGUGAGGAGCAAGAACUAGAACCCAACAUGGAUAAAUCUCGAUACCAAGUAAACUGCAGCGGCAACAGCAACACCACUACUGUAUCUCCGCUGCACGCAGCAGUCGCAGCCGGGAACCCCCAGUUGGUAGACUUGCUGAUCCGUCAUGGAGCACAGCCGACGGGGGGCCUCUUCGAGGACCCUCUUUCCGUAGCUGCGGAUAUGCUGCUACAGGAGGCAGUUACUGCUGGCCUUUCCCUUCCCGAAGACUUGAACUGUACAGGAAGCAGCAGCACAGGCGUGAGGCCCUCUGCGGCAACUGGAGUAGCAUGUGCGAAGCAGCAGUCGCUCCUCAGAAGUAUCAUACUUCUCUCGUGGGUGGAGGGGCAAAUGUCCGCACUUAUGGGAGGGCCCAUCUGCGGCUGCUGCUGCUGCAAGAAAGACGACUUCUUGCAGACAGCAGCGGGGGUCCCUCCUGUCUCCUCCCUGAUUUGGCCCAUUGGAGAUCCGUUGGAAGCAUUCUCGGGGGGACAUCCACAGGAUUUCACAGAGGCUGCAGUGCACUAA